Paramecium octaurelia is the source of this 781-nucleotide messenger RNA. Lineage: Eukaryota; Ciliophora; Oligohymenophorea; Peniculida; Parameciidae. The record is from the annotation of a GenBank genome assembly.
ACUGAUAUGGAAUUUACUAUUUUGAUGAUGAAGAGAAAAAUAGAUCCAAUUUGGUCUCAAAUCUUGUAUAUUCAAAAUUUUAAUUCUAAUAAGAACUACGAAUUAUAGCACUAUGAGUUCAAGCAUUCAUUUGAUUCGAAAUACCCAGAAUUUGAUUAAGCAAGAAUAGAGAUUCUGAUAUUGAAUGGAGAAAUCGCAAGGGCUUCCUCCGACUUCGUACCGAUGGUGAGAGAAGAAGCUUAUGAGAAUUCAUUAUCGUAAGAUCAAUACUGCAGGUAUAUGGUUUAUAAGAUGGUUCAUUAUGCUGAUGUUUUCGGAGGUAUCCAAAUAACAGAAGGGAAAUUCAGUUUCCACAAGAAGACGUUCAUUUCGAUGGAGAAGAUGGAAUACACAGAUCUGGAUAGGAAAGCCUUGUUUGAUUCAGAGAUUCUGUUGAGGAAGAAGAAGAUGAUUGAUGAAGAUAUGUUCUAAUUCCAAAAGUUGAUCGAUCAAAAUGUAAAGAAGGAACGAGAGUAUGCAUUGAAAGUGUAUAGGGAGAUCCUAGAUAUGGAUAAUGGAUUGGAUCAAUAAUCACAUCUACUCAAAAACAAAUUAUCAGUGAUUGGCUAUGAUUUGAAGAAGUAUAGUUAGAGCAUCCAAUCUAAUUUUCAAUAAGUAAUGGUUAGCAAGGACCCAGCUUCAACUUUGAAGGAAUUAGUAAUUGAAUAAAAGGUCAAUGAGGAGAAAUUAACCUCCAUAUUAAAACCAAAGAAAGGGGAAAAAACUAAAAAGAAAAUUUGAU